GAUGAAUUAAAAGACUUAAAUUACUUGAUAAUUUUCAUAAACGAUUGUUAUAAGCUUUAACUAAGGGAAUCCCAUUUGUUUAAUCAGCAAAAGCAAGCAAAGCUUUAGCCUUCAGCGUAGCUUAGUUGUCGUCUCUGUAACUGCAGUUGCAGGCUUGCAGCUUUGCAGGCUUUGCAUGGUUGCCAUUUUUCAUGUUCUUAAACUUCAUGAAGCUUAAACCAAGCUCAACCCAGUUUUUAAUUCACUGAAAUCAACGAUGUCUUGGAUUUUCGUUUAAUACCCAAAUCUCUCACCGUCGCCGGACCUUUCUUAUUGUCCUCUGUUCUUCUCUCCGGUUCUGUUUUUUUCUUGUUGUUGUUGUGUGUGUGUGUGCUUUGAAAAUGGAGGAAGGGUCGAAGCAGGUGAUUUACCUUUACGGUGAUUUGGAUUUAACCAUUAUUGAAGCUCGGAAGCUACCUAACAUGGAUUUAGUGUCUAAUCAUCUUCGUAAAUGCUUAACUUGUGAGACCUGUAAAGCUCCAUCACAAGCAGCAGCUGCUCAAGAACCAGGGGAAGUUGGUAAAGUCCACCACCACCAUAAAAUCAUGACCAGCGACCCUUACGUCACCGUUACGGUGCCACAAUCGACUUUAGCUCGUACACGCGUGUUGAAGAGCGCUGACAACCCGGAAUGGAACGAGAGGUUCAUAAUCCCCAUGGCUCAUCCUUUAACUGAGCUAGAAAUUAACGUCAAAGACGACGACCUGUUAGGCGCUGAAGUCAUUGGCACUACCAAAUUCCUCGCCCAAAAAAUCGCCACCGGAGAGCGUAUAACUGGGUGGUUCCCACUCAUUGGCUCAUCGGGGAAGCCUCCUAAGCCGACUACGGCAAUACACAUCGACAUGAAAUUCACGCCCUGUGAGGAAAACCCUUUGUAUAAACAGAGCCUCGCCAGCGAUCCGGAGCAAGGCGGCGUGAGGCACACGUAUUUCCCGAUGAGGAAAGGGAACAAAGUGACGCUUUACCAAGACGCUCAUGUGCCGGACGGUAUGUUACCCAAAAUAGAACUAGACGAUGGUAAAGUAUUUAACCAAGGAAAGUGUUGGGAGGAUCUUUGUUAUGCCAUAUCUGAAGCUCACCAUAUGAUAUACAUUGCUGGUUGGUCUGUUUUUCAUAAGGUUAAGCUUGUUAGAGAACCAACUAGGCCAUUACCUCGAGGUGGGGAUUUAAACCUUGGUGAAUUGCUUAAAUAUAAAUCUGAAGAAGGGGUUAGGGUGUUGUUGUUGGUUUGGGAUGAUAAAACUUCAGAUAAAUUUGGUAUUAGAAAGAUGGGACUAAUGCAGACACAUGAUGAAGAAACUUUGAAGUUUUUCAAGCAUUCAUCUGUUAUGUGUGUGCUAGCUGGUCGAUAUGCUGCUAGUAAGCUGGGUUAUUUCAAACAAAAGGUUGUUGGAAGCAUGUUUACGCAUCAUCAAAAGUUCGCUCUUGUUGAUACACAGGCAGCCGGUAAUAAUCGAAAGAUUACUGCAUUUGUUGGAGGCAUCGAUCUCUGUGAUGGUCGCUAUGAUACACCUGAACAUCGAAUACUUCAUGAUCUUGACACCAUCUUCAAGGAUGAUUUUCAUAAUCCUACUUUUUCCGCUGGAAUCAAGGCUCCUAGGCAACCAUGGCAUGAUUUACACACCAGAAUUGAAGGGCCUGCCGCAUAUGAUGUUCUUAUCAACUUCGAGCAGCGGUGGAGGGAAUCGACCAAAUGGAAGGAUUUCUGUCUACUUUGUGCAGGAAAAAUGCCAUCGAAUGACGAUGCUUUGAUUAGGAUAGAACGAAUCUCUUGGAUACUAAGUCCUUCCUUAGCUGUAACAGACCACGGCACUACAAUAAUUCCAGAAGAUGACCCCAAAUUGCAUGUUCUUAGUAUCGAUGAUCGUGACAACUGGGAUGUUCAGAUUUUCCGCUCCAUUGACUCGGGAUCAGUGAAAGGAUUUCCAAGACCAAUGAGAAAACCCGAGAACCAGAAUCUUUUAGUUUCAAAAAAUGUGGUCAUAGAAAAAAGCAUUCAAACAGCUUAUAUACAGGCAAUAAGAUCCGCUCAGCAUUACAUAUAUAUCGAAAAUCAGUAUUUUCUGGGAUCUUCGUAUGCUUGGCCAUCGUAUAAAGAUGCAGGGGCCGAUCAUCUGAUCCCAAUGGAGCUGGCAUUAAAGGUUGCUAGUAAAAUCCGAGCAAGAGAGAGAUUUGCGGUAUAUAUCGUUAUUCCUUUGUGGCCCGAGGGUGAUACAAAAUCUCUUUCUGUACAGGAAAUUCUAUACUGGCAGUCUCAAACAAUGCAAAUGAUGUAUGAUAUCGUCGCACGAGAACUCAAGAGCAUGCAGAUUACGGACUCGCAUCCUCAAGAUUACCUCAAUUUCUAUUGUCUUGGUAAGAGGGAAGAGGUCACCCCGGAAAUGCUCGGUGGAAAAGGAACUUCGGUCUCUGACUCUGCAAAGUUCGGUCGGUUCAUGAUAUACGUGCAUGCAAAGGGAAUGGUCAUAGAUGAUGAGUAUGUGAUUGUAGGGUCAGCUAAUAUUAACCAAAGAUCCAUGGCUGGUACAAAAGACAGUGAGAUAGCUAUGGCUGCAUAUCAACCACAUUAUACAUGGGCUGAAAAGAAAAAACAUCCACGUGGUCAGGUAUACGGGUAUAGAAUGUCCCUAUGGGCAGAGCAUCUUGGUGAGCUAAAUAAGUGUUUCAAGGAACCAGAAACUCUAGAAUGUGUGAAGACAGUAAACACAGUUGCUGAAGAUAACUGGAAGAAAUUUACAGAUACCGAUUAUUCGGCAUUGCAGGGCCAUCUUAUGAGGUAUCCUUUGGAAGUAGAUAUUGACGGGAAAGUGAAACCACUCCCUGGAUAUGAAAAUUUCCCAGAUGUUGGUGGCAAAGUAAUCGGAACUCACUCGGUUAAGCUUCCAGACAUUCUUACGACGUAAAUCACCAUGUGUAUCAAUUGCAGAUUUCUUCUGUUCUUAGUUCUUUGUUGAAGUAUUAGUUCGCAAAAAAUGUACGUCGUUGUAUGUAUGUAUGUAUGUAUGUAUGUGCACGUGUGUACAUGUGUGUGAAGUGUGCGUCAUGUGGCUAGUUCAGUUGGCAUCAAUGUGGUUGCAGAUUCUUAGAGCUUGAACAUAACCAAAUGAAUAAAGGGUAUGUUUGAUUUUA
This is a messenger RNA of Gossypium raimondii (Peruvian cotton), 3168 nucleotides long. RefSeq names its product phospholipase D delta. NCBI's taxonomy places the organism in Eukaryota, Viridiplantae, Streptophyta, Magnoliopsida, Malvales, Malvaceae. The transcript has 9 exons. Gene Ontology annotation, biological process: phospholipid catabolic process; phosphatidylcholine metabolic process. Gene Ontology annotation, cellular component: plasma membrane. The coding region runs from base 381 to 2942 and encodes 853 amino acids. Gene Ontology annotation, molecular function: calcium ion binding; D-type glycerophospholipase activity. The record is from RefSeq and is a predicted model, not a curated record.